Molecule: messenger RNA, 3889 nt
Organism: Jatropha curcas
Lineage: Eukaryota; Viridiplantae; Streptophyta; Magnoliopsida; Malpighiales; Euphorbiaceae
Product: protein argonaute 2
Molecular function (GO): protein binding; RNA binding
Source: RefSeq, a predicted model, not a curated record
CUUCCUCUAUAUUCUCGGUUACAUCGAACAUUCUGGAUGGUCCAAGAUUCUUCCUUAGUAAUUUCUCUUUUAUCUCUUUCCUAUUUCAACGCGAUUUCCUCUUUUUAAGUUAAUCACCAAGUAAUGGCAGUUUUGUCUUUUUAACUUAGCCCCAUAAAUUUAGUCCAAAACUCCGGUUUACGCUAUAUAAGUGUUGCUCUUUGCUGUUUGGAGACUAGAGUUCCUAAACGAGUUAACGAGUCGCUCACGAGUUGUCCAAUGGAGAGGAGCGGAGGAGUAGGUGGUGGUGCUGGGGGCGGUGGUUAUAGGGGAAGAGUUGGCGGCGGUAAUGGAAAAGGAAUUGGAAGAGGAAGAGACGGAGGUGGUGGUGGUAAUGAUGGCAGUCAAAGUCAACCCCACCUUCAACGACAGCAACACUCUCGUCAACAGUAUCCACGUCAGCGGCAACGUUGGAUGCCGGCAAAUCAAGGUGGGACCAUCCAGAGUGGUCAGGGGGAGCAUAGCCAGAGUGGUUAUGGUCGUGGUUGGGGAGAGCCUCCAAGGGGUGGGUAUAGUGGUGGUAGUGGCGGCGCUAUUGGAGGCCUGGAUGAUCAUGGUGGGUUUAACCAAAGUAGUCGUAGCAGUAGUUGGGUAGAGCGUCCAAGAAGUGGUUAUAGUGGUGGUAGCCACGGAGGUAUUGGAGGCCUGGAUGAUCAUGGUGGGUUUAGCCAUAAUAUUGGUAACAGUGGUUGGGCAGAGCUUCCAAGGGGAGGGAAUAGUGGUGGUAACGGUAUUGGCGGCCCAGAUGAUCAUGCUGGGUUUAGCCGAAAUAGUGGUAACAGUGGUUGGGUGGAGCCUCCGCGGCGCGGGCAUGGUGGUGGUAGAGGAUCUGGCUCUGGCCCAUCAAAGUGUAAGGGACCCACAUUUCCUACUACGACUCCAACCGUUCCUCGGAAAUCUGACUACCCCGAAUCAAAGCCUCUACGGAGUCCUAACUUGCAGUCACAGGGUAUUUCAGAAAAAUUGGCUUUGCCUUCAGACACUACUAGUAAAAUUGUACCAGUUAAAAGACCAGAUAAAGGUGGCAAACUGGCCAUCCGAACUGCUACUCUUCAAGUAAAUCACUUUCCUGUCAGUUUUGAUCCUGAGAGUAUCAUAAUGCAUUAUGACAUUGACGUCAGACCUGAUGUGCCUCCCAAGCAUGGUCGCCCUGCGAGAAUAACUAAAUCUAAUUUGACAUUGAUCAGGAAUAAGUUCUUCACUGAUAAUCCUUCUCAGUUUCCAUUGUCAAUGACUGCAUAUGAUGGUGAGAAGAACAUUUUCAGUGCAGUACGUUUGCCCACUGGAAAAUUUAAGGUGGAGUUCUCUGAGGCGGAAGACAUGAAAGAGUGUACUUAUACAUUUACAAUAAAGCUUGUGAAUGAACUUAAGCUUUCCAAGUUGAAGGAUUACUUAUGUGGGAAACUCUUGUCGAUUCCUCGAGACAUACUGCAAGGGAUGGAUGUAGUAAUGAAAGAGAACCCAACUAGGAAUAUGAUAUCUGUAGGCCGCACCUUUCAUUCUUUUGAAUCUUGUGAAGCAGAUGACCUUGGGUUUGGCAUUACAGCAUCUAGAGGGUUUCAACAUAGUCUCAAGCCUACGUUCCAGGGUCUGGCCAUGUGCUUGGACUAUUCUGUACUUGCAUUUCGCAAGCGACUACCAGUGAUAGAUUUUCUUUACCAGCAUAUUCCAGGGUUUGAAUUACGUGAUUUCAGAAGCUUUAGAAGAGAUGCUGAGAAUGCAUUGAAGGGAUUAAAGGUUACAGUGACUCAUCGUAUUACUAAACAAAAAUAUAUGAUUGCUGGAUUGACAAAGGAUAAUUCACGACAUAUUACUUUUUUGGCUGAAGAUCCAGAUGGCAAAGCUCCACAACGUCAAGUUAGCCUUGUUGAAUAUUUCAGGCGAAAGUACUGCGAUAUACAAUACAAGGACAUUCCUUGCCUUGAUUUGGGCAAAAGCAAUCGAAAAAAUUAUGUACCAAUGGAGUUCUGUGUCUUAGUUGAAGGUCAGGUAUAUCCAAAAGAGCAUUUGGAUAGGAAGGCGGCUAUGUUCUUGAAGAACAUGUCGCUGGCAACUCCAAGUGACAGGCAAAGGAUAAUAGGUAGAAUGGUAAGUGCAGGAGAAGGACCUUCCGGUGGGAACAUAAUCCAGAAUUUCGGAAUGAAUGUUGACAAGAAUAUGACAUUAGUUGAAGGCCGUGUAAUUGGGCCACCAGAACUGAAACUAAGUGCUUCUAAUGGUAGGGUGAUGAAAAUUUCUGUUGACAAGGAGAAAUGUCACUGGAAUCUUGUUGGAAGAGGAGUGGUGGAAGGGAAAACAAUUGAAAGAUGGGCUAUUCUGGAUUUUAGUUCUUCUGACCGUGACAGAUUGAGGCCAGAGCAAUUCAUAUCGAAGCUCAGGGCUCGGUGUGAGAAUCUAGGAAUCUCUAUGAAAGAGCCACUCUUUUGCCAAUCUGCUACUAUGCACAAAUUCUCUAAUGUUGAUAUGCUUCAUGAUCUGCUUGAAGCAGUUAAUGAUCGGGCUAAUAAGACUUGCCGGGGUCAGUUGCAAAUUCUUCUUUGUGUGAUGUCUAGGAAGGAUCCUGGUUAUAAGUAUCUUAAGUGGAUUUCUGAGACUAGAGUUGGUGUAGUAACUCAAUGUUGUUUGUCCAUUCUUGCCAACAAAGGGAAUGACCAAUAUCUUGCUAAUCUUGCUCUUAAAAUCAACGCUAAGCUUGGAGGUAGUAAUGUGGAGCUCAUUGACCGACUUCCAUAUUUUGAAGGUGGGGACCAUGUUAUGUUCAUUGGGGCUGAUGUUAAUCAUCCUGGUGCUCGGAAUACAACGAGUCCAUCCAUUGCUGCUGUUGUUGCUACUGUGAAUUGGCCUGCUGCAAAUCGUUAUGCAGCGCGGGUUCGUCCUCAGGAUCAUCGAAAAGAGAAGAUUGUCAAUUUUGCAGUUAUGUGUCUUGAACUUGUUGAAACUUAUGCUCGGCUGAAUAAGGUUAAACCAGCGAAUAUUGUGAUCUUCCGUGACGGGGUAAGCGAGGGCCAGUUUGAUAUGGUUCUCAAUGAAGAGUUGAUAGAUCUCAAGAAAUUAUUCCAAUCAAUCAAUUACAACCCAACUAUUACACUCAUUGUGGCCCAAAAGAGGCAUCAAACUCGUUUGUUUACCAGGAACAGGGGUGAUGGAAGCUCCAAUGGGAAUGUGUCUCCAGGCACAGUUGUGGACACGAAAAUUGUGCAUCCAUUUGAAUUUGAUUUUUAUCUCUGUAGCCACUACGGAAGCCUUGGGACAAGCAAGCCCACACACUAUCAUGUCUUAUGGGAUGAACAUGGCUUUAGUUCUGACCAAUUGCAGAAACUUAUAUAUAACAUGUGCUACACGUUUGCUCGAUGCACAAAACCUGUGUCAUUGAUUCCACCAGUGUACUAUGCUGACCUUGUUGCUUACAGAGGAAGGUUGUACUAUGAGGCAGUAAUGGAAGGACAUUCUCCAGCAUCAGCAACUUCUUCAUCCUCUUCACUAGCAUCAUCAUCAUUGUCGUCGGCACCUUCCUUUGAUGACAGGUUUUAUAAGUUGCAUGCUGACCUGGAGAACAUAAUGUUUUUUGUUUGAAAAGCUGUUGUUUGGCCAAUCUCCUGUCCUCAGAUGGAGAUGGUUAUCAUUUUUGUUUUUUUAAAUGCCUAUGCGCAGGUUCACUCCUUUUAUAUGCAUUUCAGUCCAACUGAAGGAGUUUGUGCGUGAAUCUAAUGGGUUACAGACUCUUCUCCUUUCAUGGUUUCUUUCUGCAAGCCAUACUUUGUUAGGGGAUAAUUAUGCUUUUCAAGUUUGGACUUGGAAGGUUCAAAACACUGUUUUAAUAUAGCUGGAUGCCAUUAAGGCUUUUUUUUUU